CUGCAAGGUAUAUAUAGCGUACCUGUACAGGUAUAAACCAUCAAUUUGUAGUCGGGGUUGACAACAUGAACACUUUCCUGGUCCUCAGAAUCGUCCUGUUUGGAGUAGUGUCUUCUGUUUUAAUCAAGGAAGCUGAAUCUUUCUCAUCAUUAGAAGAUGACAAUUAUCGCUGGCAAUUAUUAAGAAACUUCCUCAAAAUUCCCUAUUUUCUAAAUAAAAAAUAUGCGAAGAAAAGUCAAGUGUUUCUUGAUUCUAAGGAGACAGAACUGUUCAAGCACGUGUUACGGAAGCGGAAUGUAUAUGAUACUAUAACCGGAAGUCGGGACCUUACCUCUAGUCACGCCGCUAAUGACAUUCACCAAACGAUUCAGCGACUUCGUCAGCUACAGAGGUUGGAGAACAAACACAGACGUUUCCUUCACGGGGCCCCGGUGUCUAUCGGUUUGGCGUUACCGGUUCUUAGUAGAAACAUCAACGUACCCUCCUCGACAUCCACAAAGAGAUAGCAAAAUACCAAUUUACUGUUUCCGCCAUUAGAAGUCAGAAGCGAAGUGUGCAAUACAUAGAGUUAAUAUUGAAUAGCUUGCGAAUUGUAUUUAUGAAAAUGUGUCGAUAUUACAUGUACCUUAAACAAGGGUGUCCAAUUGCAAUAUGCAAUGUCGAUCUAGGAGUAGCACUGUCUCUUUGCCGUUGAUCAUGUUUUUCAUAUAUAGAAUCCGUUUUAUAAUGUGUGGGUUUUCAUAGAAUGUAUGUUCUUAUUACUGCAUUAAUGAGCUUUAUAUCUAAACUUUUAUACAUGUAGCUACUGUCAAGUGGCCUGCUUCUUUAUAUUAAAAUGAAAAUCUGUUAAAGGAACUAAUCAAAUAAAUGAGAUUAUGUAUCAUUUAUUUUUAAUAAAAUGUAAGAUAAUGUGAACAAUAUAAUCUCCAUGUGUCAUUUCCAAGGGAUUUCCCACUGAAAAGUAUGAAUAAUGAUUUCUUUCUAUUUGUGAACAAAUCUGAUGCAUUACAAUAUCAAUGUUGAUUUUAUUGUCAUGUUUGCUAGUUUAUUGUCUCAAUAAAUUAUUUUUUCAACAAAAUUCUAGUUGAAUUCAUUUCAAGACACAACUGAUACACAUUGAUUUUGAAAACGUACUAAACAACCUGAUAGUGACUGUAUAACUAAGCUUUUAUCACGACGCAGUCAUUUUUGGGAGUUGAUUUUAUUCAACUCCCCUAUGCAGUUACUCUGACAAACCGAAAGUGAAACAGUGUUUGGACCAAAGCACAAAUCAUCGCGGCUGACAAGGCUUAGUUCUUGAGAAUAAUUGAUAAAUUCGAAAUAAUGAAAGCUAAAGCAUUGUUUUUCAAGGAAACUUAUUUAUAAAUACCUUGAAAACAGUGAGAUUUUACAUGAUACGAACCAUUUAGAUAUUUUUUGUAGUUGUAUGUAUUCUUACACCAGAGUUCAACAUAGUCUCGUUCAACUCGACACUCGGCUGUCUCCAUAAAUCUUCGACAAGCAGAGAGUCUCUCUUGCUUGUCGGAGAUUAACGGAGACAGGCGAGCGUUUUGUUGAACGAGACGAGGGUUCAAUAUUGCUUGGAUCCAUAAAUUUUCCAGAAUAAUUUCUAUCACGAUACAUUGUUUGAUUGAAUUUAUUCUCUCUUAAAAUUCAUAUGGGGUUUUAUCAACAUUCUUGUGUCGAAAAAGUCCGAAAAUUCAUAUUAUAAAAAUGUGCGUAAUUCAAACACAGAUUAGAAACUACCUGUACUUGUCAUGCAAAAUAACAUAUCAUUGAUUUCAAAAUAAAUAAACAUCGAUAAAAUCAACUCCCGUCAGUUCUUCGGUACUUUGAUUUGAUCAAGUAAUCAGUAUGGUUAAGUUUGGUCAAUCCCAAAAGGUUUGUUUCACAUGGAAUUCAAUCCUUGAAAAGAGUUUUAAUGACAAUACUUUAAUUUUUUGUCUAUCAUUUUUGAAGAACGAAGAAAUUGUUUUCACUUUGAAACCGACAGUGUCCUACAUGUAUCUACCCUCAAAGAAAGCUACUGGAGAACAAGGCGAGAACUGAUGUUGUUUCAUUGGUUCACGCACGAACCAAUGGGACAAUGUACAGCUAAUUGCUUGCAUACUGACUGUAUAAACAGAGUGUAGCAGUGCACACAAAUUUAAAACGGCAUUUUCACGCUAAGUCUACCUCAUUGCUAUUUUUAGCAUUAUCUUGCAAAUAAUACCUUUCGGGGGUAACUAAAUGAUGAAUUAAUGUAUAAAUGCACGCAACCAAGCUGUGAUUCAAAACCUGUUUAAA
This is a messenger RNA of Magallana angulata, 2286 nucleotides long. RefSeq lists its product as uncharacterized. Bases 66 to 506 code for a protein of 146 amino acids. Lineage: Eukaryota; Metazoa; Mollusca; Bivalvia; Ostreida; Ostreidae. The transcript is spliced from 2 exons. The record is from RefSeq and is a predicted model, not a curated record.